AUGAAUAAUUUAGGAGUGGAAGUAUCUAAAUAAUUGUAAAAUGAUAGCUAAGAGUUAUUCAAAAAUUAAUUUGAAGUUAUUUAAACUAUCAUAAAAGAUUUAUAAAACUAUGGAUAUACAGUCAUAGGAUUGUUAAAUAAUGAUUAUGAAAAUCCAAAACUUGAGGCUUAAAAGUGUGGUAUGGUUGUCAUAAUAAAAUGUAAAUUAGUUUAGAGUUUAGAAAAAAUGAAUGAAUAUAUUGACUUAAUUAAAAAAUUGAAAAGUGUUCCUCAUAUAAAUCAUUUUAUAGAAGGUAUUUUUUCAACUGAUGUGAAAUUUUUCUAUUACAUUACCUAAAAAUUAAAUUGUAAUUUAGAGCAAAUAAUGCUGAAUUCUUAGUAAAAACAAAAAGUCUUACCUUUUAAUUAGAUUGUCGGACUUGCUAUUUAAGUAACUAAGGCCAUUAUUGGUAUGCAAUCAUAAUCAACUUUUCAUCUAACCAUAAACCCUUAAAAAAUUCUUUACAGUGUAGAAAAAAAUAGCUUUUAUUUAAGUGAUUACGGAUAUAUAAAUAUGCGUAAUAACCACAUAAAUUAAUCAAAUUUGAAGCUGGAAUAGAAAAAGUAUUUGGCCCCAGAGAUUUUAUUCAACUCUUAGAAGCCAAGCAAUAGGUCAGAUAUCUAUAGUCUUGGAUUAAUUUUGCUGGAAUUAACUACAGGAUUUUUUGUGGAAAAUAGUAAGGCAUUUUAAUUAAAAAAAUCAUUUAAAUUAAAAGAUAAUAUCUACAGUGAGGCUAAACAACAUUAAGAACUGAAUGAGAUAAUACAAUAAAUGUUGUUAAUAGACAAAAAGAAGAGAAUAAAUGCUCAAAAUCUUCUUAAAAAAUUGGAUUAUUUAAGGUAAUUGGAAUAACUCUAUUACAAGGAGUAGCUAGAGGAAAAAGUAAGUUCUAAAGUUUUAUAACAAACGGUAGAAAUAUUUAACAAAUCUUUCGAUUAAAUAGACAUAGAAUUUAUUUCAACAAAUGUUAUAAAAUAAUACCAACAAGAAGAGGCUCUUUAUAAAAGAAUUAAAAAUAUUAAAUAAUUAAAUGGUCUUCCUAAAUCAAAAUUUUUAUAAGAGCAUAACGCCUAAAAGAUUAAAAAUUAAAGUGAUAUAGCAAAUCUAGAAUCUACUUCUUCGAUGAGCUAGAUGGCUUCUUCUCAGACGUUUACAAAUCUCCAAAAUUAAUCUUUAAGUUAAAAUUUAAGCAAGACCAAAAUUUCUUUUUAACAAAAUUUCAAAAGAAUAAGGACACUCCCAUCAAAAAUAUAAACAAAUAAUUUAAUAUAAUUAAAAAAGAAUUAUCAUAAAUCUUAUUCCGAUUUUGAAAGAGUGAUUGAUUGGUCGAUAGACUGGAAUAAAUUACAACAAAAAUAUCUUAUUCAUAAAGACAAGCUUAAGAAAAUUUUUACUGAAGUUGAAAGCCAGAAGGAUAACUAUCUCACAAAAUAGGAAAUAAAAAUUGAAUGUGAGAAUUAUAAUUUAUAAAACAGCGGUUUGUUGUUCAUCUCAAAUGCACUUAGUUAAUGUUUACUUUUAACAACUUUGAAUUUAAAUUUUUAAUUUAAUUAAAUUUCUGAUCAAAGCCUAUACAAAGUAUCAAAGUAUCUAAAAUAAUGCUUAUAUCUAAGGAAUUUAACCUUGUUUUUAGAUCGUAACUAAAUCAGUGAUAGCGGAUUGUAAGAUUUAUCCUUAAAUCUAUUAAAUAAUUGGAAUGGAACUAAUUUAGCCUUGAGUUUUAGUCGUAAUUAAAUCAAAGACUAAGGCAUAUGCAAUCUAGCUAACUCUAUAAAUACUAUGAAAAACCUAACUUCUUUAGGAUUAUACUUCGAUCAUAAUUUCAUAUCUGAUGCAAGCAUAUACUAACUUUCAAAUUCUAUUAUCAGUUGUAGUUCUCUUUGCAGUAUUAGAUUCCAAUUUGAUUACAAUUAAAUAUGCAACAGCAGGACUAUAAUAUAAUUAGGAUAAAAUCUAUCCACUCUCUCAUAAAUUUACUACUUAAAACUUUCCUUUUAUGGGAAUAAUUUUAAAUUAAAAGAAAACAUCUAAACAGCGUUUGAUUAAUACUUUGGAAAUUUAAAACAUAAUUACACAAUAUAUAUGUGA
Molecule: messenger RNA, 2127 nt
Organism: Tetrahymena thermophila SB210
Lineage: Eukaryota; Ciliophora; Oligohymenophorea; Hymenostomatida; Tetrahymenidae
Product: kinase domain protein
Exons: 1
Biological process (GO): protein phosphorylation
Molecular function (GO): protein kinase activity; ATP binding
Source: RefSeq, a predicted model, not a curated record